Molecule: messenger RNA, 1685 nt
Organism: Helianthus annuus (common sunflower)
Lineage: Eukaryota; Viridiplantae; Streptophyta; Magnoliopsida; Asterales; Asteraceae
Exons: 8
Coding region: 71-1606 (511 amino acids)
Cellular component (GO): plasma membrane; plasmodesma
Source: RefSeq, a predicted model, not a curated record
CUUCUUUACAUUGUUACCUCAUGGAGUUUCACAGGUUCUUCAGUCACAAGUACAACAAUCUUCAGACAAUAUGUUGGUUCUUUUCCAAUCUUCGGGGGUGAUUAAUGGCUAUGAUCAUCAGGGAAUUGAACGAAUUCUUUUUGAAACCGUCAGUGAUGACAAUUCGUCGUUGAUUUUGGCUGAUAAGAGAACCCGAAGGAAAGAUCCCAGCAACGAUUUUAAAUACUACACCGGUGGAUGGAAUAUCAGUGAUCAUCAUUACAUUUUUUCUGUAUCAUUUACUGCUGCACCCUUGUUUGCUAUUGCUGCAAUCUGGUUCGUUGGAUGUGGUGUAUCCUUGCUUCUAAUAUGUUGCUGCUACUGCUGCUGCAUGAGACACCCUUAUUAUUCCAAAACCGUAUAUGCAUUUUGUCUUUGUCUUCUCUCCCUCUUCACCAUUUCAGCCAUUGUUGGUUGUGUUGUUUUAUACACGGGCCAAGGGAAGUUCCAUGAGAGCACGAAGGACACAUUGGACUAUGUCGUGAGCCAAUCCAAUGAUACGGUUUCCAGCCUAAAAAAUGUGUCUUCCAUUCUUUCUGCAGCAAAAGACAUUGAAAUAGAUCAAGUUUCAUUACCUUCAAAUGUCAAAACCGACAUUGUUAGAGUUCAUAACAUGAUCAAUGAUGCUGCAACAAAACUUAAAUUCGAGACCAGAAAGAAUGAAAAGGAUAUCAAACAUGUUUUAAAGGAUGUAAGGCUUGCGCUUAUAAUCAUUGCAGCGGUUAUGCUUCUUGUAGCUCUUCUUGGUUUUCUGUUCUCCAUGCUCGGAUUACAGUUUCUUGUUUACAUCUUGGUGAUUCUUGGUUGGAUUCUUGUCACGGCUACAUUGAUAUUAUGUGGCAUAUUUCUUGCACUCCACAAUAUUGUGGGUGACACUUGUGUUGCAAUGAACGAGUGGGUUGAAAACCCGAUGGCUCAUACCGCUUUAGACGAUAUUCUUCCAUGUGUCGAUAAUGCAACCGCUCAAGAAACCAUGUCUCAAAGCAAAGAAGUGGAAUUUCGAUUAGUGGAAAUGGUUAAUUACAUCAUUAACGUCUCGAACAUCAAUCCACCACCAUCAUUUCCUAGAUCACUUAAUUACAAUCAGUCUGGUCCAUUGGUUCCCACCCUAUGUAAUCCGUUAACCGCUAACAAAACAGAUCGAACAUGUCAAGCUGGUGAACUGCAAUUUGACAAUGCCACCAGGGUAUGGAGGAACUAUGUUUGUCAAGUAUCUACAAAUGGUACUUGUACAACCACGGGGCGCUUGACUCCAAAGAUGUAUCAAGAAAUGUCGGUCGCAGUCAAUGUGAGCGAUGGGUUAUCCCAAUACACCCCGUUUCUGACAGGGUUACUAGAUUGUAGCUUUGUUAGAGAGACUUUGAUUGAAAUUCACAAGGACCAUUGUCCAGACUUGAACCGGUUUAGUGAAUGGGUGUACAUUGGUUUAGCCAUGGUGUCAGUUGCAGUCAUGCUUUCAUUGGUGUUGUGGGUGUUGUAUGCAUGUGAGAAGAAACAUCGAAGAUACACUAAACUUAUGAUUGAAUCUGCACCAGGUUCGGUUACAAUAUAUCGACAAUGGAAGUAAAACGAUUUGUUGAAAUUUAUCUACUAAACAUAUAUUGUGAAGCAUCUAUUUAUAGCUUAUAUUUGUUUAUUUUUUUUUC